AUGGACCGCCGCCGCACCCCAGGCCUCUCCUCACUCUCCUCACGCGGCCUCCAAAACCACCACUACACCAACCACGGCGCCACGCUCCGCACCCGCAAUGCCGACUCCCUCUCGACCCAACUCUCCGUCUUCCAAUCCCUCCUCCACUCCUUCGCAAUCACCCACUCCAAGGACAUACGCGCAAACCCCGCCUUCCGCGCUGAAUUUGCCCGCAUGUGCUCCGCCCUAAACAUCGACUUCCUCGCCUCGUCCUACCACCGCGACAGCACCGCCUCCAAAGACGGUAGCAGUAACAACGGCAAGACAGGCGGGACGGGAGAAAGCAUAUGGACCCAGCUCCUCGGCGGUAGCGUAAACGACUUCUACUUCAACCUCGGUGUCCUCAUCGUAGAAGAAUGCCGGGCCACACGCGCCGAGAACGGCGGGUUAAUAAGCGUCUCGGAUCUACAAUCCCGCAUCUCAAAAUCCACGCGUAUAGGCGGUAGCAUGGAGGUCAGCGACGACGAUAUAAAACGGGCUGUUGACUCGCUGGCGCCGCUGGGCUCCUGCUUUUCCAUCAUGACGAUUGGGCAUCGUAGCUUGAUACGAAGUGUGCCAAAGGAACUGAAUACAGACCAGAGUACAGUGCUGGAGGCGAUCCAGGUGCUGGGCUAUGUGACGGUGAGUAUGUUGCAGUUGAAUCUCGGGUGGGAGAGGCCGAGGGCACAUGCGGUUGUGGAGGAUUUGAUGGCGGAUAGUCUUGUGUGGGUGGAUACCCAGGCGGGGGAGAAUGAGUAUUGGAGUCCGGCGUUUUUGACGGCCGUGGGGACGGGCGAGGGAAAGACCGUGUAG
Pyrenophora tritici-repentis Pt-1C-BFP is the source of this 831-nucleotide messenger RNA. The record is from RefSeq and is a predicted model, not a curated record. NCBI's taxonomy places the organism in Eukaryota, Fungi, Ascomycota, Dothideomycetes, Pleosporales, Pleosporaceae.